Messenger RNA from Corylus avellana, 945 nucleotides. NCBI's taxonomy places the organism in Eukaryota, Viridiplantae, Streptophyta, Magnoliopsida, Fagales, Betulaceae. The record is from RefSeq and is a predicted model, not a curated record.
AUGGCUGCUACACUUCCACUUGCAGCAAGUAGAAUCCGUGGCUUCCUAGGAGCAGUAUUGACUUGCAUUGGCUCCCCUUCUUCACCUACAGGUUCUGAGUAUGCCAUAACCUAUUCAAGAGAUGCCAACAAUAGGCCACCAAUCCGCCCCCCAGAAGCUCUACCCUAUCCGAUCCGCGCCCAGCCCCAGAAUCCUUGGUGCAGCGGCGGCAGGUCCUACCAAUCCCGUCGCACGCCCAGGCCAGAGCCACCGAUCUGCGACCAGAAGCUUCUUCCCGCUCCGAUCCACGCCCAGUUCCUCUGCUACUACGUUCUUCAAGGCACAAAAGAAACUCUUUGUAGCAGGGAGGCUGACUUUAAAGGCUCACUCUUGGUCUGUGGGGGGACAGGGGCUGGAGUUGCCGUUUCCAUUUUAGCUUGCCCCACUGAAUUGAUCAAGUGCAGGUUGCAAGCCCAGAGUGCAUUGGCAGAUUCCGGUGCGUCUGGUGUGGCCGUGAAGUAUGGUGGACCAAUGGAUGUAGCCAGUCAUGUUCUCAGAACAGAAGGGGGUGUAAGGGGUCUCUUCAAGGGGUUGUUUCCCACUAUGGCAAGUGAGGUUCUCGGAAAUGCUGCAAUGUUUGGUGUCUAUGAAGCUCUGAAGCAGUACCUAGCAGGUGGCCAAGACACUUCUGGAUUAGGAAGAGGCUCUUUGAUUGUGGCUGGAGGCAUGGCCGGAGAUUCCUUCUGGCUUUCAGUCUAUCCAACUGAUGUGAUCAAAAGUGUAAUUCAGGGAGAUGAUUACAAAAAUCCUAAGUUCUCUGGCUCCAUUGAUGCCUUUAGAAAGAUCCUGGCUUCGGAGGGAGUAAAAGGGUUGUACAGGGGCUUUGGACCUGCCAUGGCCCGAAGUGUUCCUGCAAAUGCUGCAUGCUUCUUGGCAUAUGAGGUGACAAGGUCAAGUCUGGGAUAA